AUGAUUAAAACUGCAGAGGGAAACUGGGUUUCAAACAAGGAUGACAUUCAUCAGGAGAUCCUAAAUCCUUUUUUUCGCAUAUAUCAGGGCGCUCAUCAUGAUGAUAAUUACUGGGAAGAACUUGGAUCUAUCCAAAAUCUCAUCCCUCAAAUAACCCUCGAACAGCAGCUCAACCUAGUCAAACCGAUCACAUUAGAGGAAGUUAAGCAAGUGAUUUUUCAAAUGGGCAGUCUCAAAGCCCCAGGGCCGGAUGGAAUCCCAGCUAUGUUUUAUCAGAAAUAUUGGUCUAUAGUGGGGAAAGAUAUCUGGCAAGCGGUAUCUCAUUUUUUCUCUUCGGGAUUUCUUCUUAAAGAGUGGAACUAUACCAACAUUUGCCUAAUUCCGAAGAAGGAGAGACCAGAAGAAGCUAGCCAAUUCCGACCAAUAAGCAUGUGCAAUGUGAUAUAUAAAGCUAUAUCAAAGCUUAUCUCCAACAGACUUAAACCGAUUUUGAAAAGUGUUGUCUCUCCUUAUCAAAAUGCUUUCGUCCCGGGGAGGCUCAUGUCAGAUAAUUGUCUCAUUGCACAUGAACUAGUGAGUGGUAUCAAGCAACGGACGAGGGGAAAGCAAUAUUAUGCUGCUCUAAAAAUCGAUAUGUUCAAAGCUUACGAUAAGGUUGACUGGAACUUCCUCCACUGGCUUCUCACCCAGAUGAAAAUUCCAGCUAUUUGCUGUCACUGGAUCAUGCAGUGCGUCACCACCGUCUCGUACUCCAUUCUCAUAAACGGAGAGCCUUCGCAGAGGUUCAACCCCACUUGUGGCCUUAGACAGGGAGAUCCUUUAUCUUCAUAUCUUUUUAUUCUUGUCAUGGAAAUUCUAUCUAGAUUUCUAACGAAAGCUUCUGAGGAAAAAAUCAUUCAAGGCAUAAAACUUUCUAGAACAGGGCCGUCGAUUUCUCACUUAUUUUUUGCAGAUGAUGCCCUAAUAUUCUUCAAAGCCUCACCAGAAUCAUGUGCAGGGGUCAAAAGCAUACUAGAAAGAUUCAGUAGAUUAUCAGGAGAAGUAAUCAACUUUAAUAAAUCUCUCAUUAUGUUCAGCCCCAAUACGCCAAUAGGGAGUCGACAACAAAUGAGGGGAAUUGUUAAUACUCCUGAUGCCGAGUCAAUCGGGAAAUAUCUAGGAUGCAAUGUCGAGGUGAAUGGAAGAUCAUCUAGGCAAUUCCUUCCUCUAGUGGAAAAAGUUGAGAAUCGACUUUCAAGCUGGCAUCAUCUUUCCCUAUCCAUUGCAGGAAGAAUGCUUCUCAUAAACAGUGUUCUUUCUAUGCUCAGCCUCAAUAUCCUUAGUGUGUUCCUCAUUCCAAAGACAAUAGCAGACAGGUUAAACUCAAUUUUUGCCCGAUUCCUUUGGGCGGGGACACGGGAAGCAAAACCAAUUUACUGGAAGAGCAAGGAUACUCUAGAACUUCCGAAGGGGAGUGGAGGUCUGGGAAUACGCAAUGUACAUCUGUUUAAUAAAGCGCUUCUGGCAAAGCAAGCAACUAGGAUCCAUAACUCUCCUCAAUUGUUGAUUUCUCGGGUCUACUGUGCCAAAUACAAAAACACCCCGGUGAACAUGAUUAUGCAAAAACAUAAGAUAGGAAGAGUGACUUGGGGAUUCCGGGGGCUCUGCAGGUCGAUUAAAGAUUGUUCACAAGGUUUUAUCAAAUUGAUAGGGGAUGGAGCCACCACUAAUAUUCUGGAAGACAAAUGGUUAAGGGGUGGGUCCAUUAAGUUGAAAUCGGGCAUCAGUCUCGAAAAUUUGGGUCUGCAUCAAGUAAGGGAUCUAAUGUGUCCAGAAAAUAAUUCAUGGAAUGCACAGCUCAUAUGGAGGACUUUCUCUCCUGAAACCUCAAUCAGGAUUUUGUCUACAUACCUCCCACAAGAAUCAUUCCAAGACCAAUAUGCAUGGAGUGAGUCCAAAUCAGGAUCGGUAAGAGUGAAGGAUAUGUAUAUACAUCUUUUAAAUCAAAGAGGAGAGCUUAAAGAAGGAAAAAAUCGCACUCCUUUUUGGAGUAAGUUAUGGGCAUCAAAUCUUAGACCUAAAUGGAAAAUCUUCGUUUGGAGGAUUAUUAAUAACGCCAUUGCCACAAACUACAAUUUGAGAAAACGCAACAUUCCCGUAUCUCCAACUUGCUAUUUGUGUCAUCAGCAGGAGGAGGAUGACAAACAUCUGUUUAGAGAUUGUGAAAUAUCUGCCCGUGUCUGGUUAGGCUCUUCCCUUGGCAUCAUAACGUCUUCGAGUCACAUUAUUCCGCUGGCAGAUUGGAUAUGUAAUUUCCUGAGGUUAUUUUGGAAGGAAGAUGGAAUCAAUUCGGGAAGAGCCACCGAGUUCGUAGUAAUUCUUUGGUCAAUUUGGAUCCAUAGAAAUGAUAUCGCCUUCAAACAAAUAAAUAAGGACCCUUCUAUGAUUAUUCAUAGAAAAAUCGCCCUCCUAAAAGAAUGGGAGGAGAGCAAAAAUAUUACGGCAACUUCUCGAAAAAGUGGCGAUGAAUCAAGAGAAGCUCAGCAGGAUGUCCCUAUUUCCCACGACGCAAACCAACAACAAGAUUUGUGCGUUGUGGCAGUUGAUGGAGCCUGGAAGUGUUACAAGGAUAAGUUUCCAAGAGCAGGAAUCGGAUGGGCAGCAAGGGUGAAUGGUUUGAAUGUUUUCGAAGGUAAUGCUAUAGUUGUCACCUCUUCGUCCAUACAAACAGAAGCUUACGCUGUAUACAGGGGUAUACUCGAAGCAAAAAUGAGAGGAAUACAACACAUCCAGAUUCACACGGAUUCAGUGGAAGUUAUCAGAGCAAUUGAUAGCCAACAUCAACCUUUCGAGAUUGCCACCCUAGUUCAUGAUAUCAGAGCCCUAUGUAGGGGGUUUAGUUAUUGUAGAAUAAAGAAAACCAGUAGAAUGGAGGUCACUCUAGCGCAUAGUUUAGCAGUAGCAGCUAGACAGGGUAAGUUAAUAAGCUAA
Beta vulgaris subsp. vulgaris (sugar beet) is the source of this 2970-nucleotide messenger RNA. RefSeq lists its product as uncharacterized. Gene Ontology annotation, molecular function: nucleic acid binding; RNA-DNA hybrid ribonuclease activity. NCBI's taxonomy places the organism in Eukaryota, Viridiplantae, Streptophyta, Magnoliopsida, Caryophyllales, Amaranthaceae. The record is from RefSeq and is a predicted model, not a curated record. The transcript has a single exon. Bases 1 to 2970 code for a protein of 989 amino acids.